GACGUAGUACCAAUCGUACAAAUCUCUUAAAACCAUAAGAAAUUAUAAAUACUCGUAUCCGCAAACUCCUUCACCCGCAACCGCUGCAUUUGAACUAGUAAGACUCAGUUUGAAUUGGGCAUCGAUUGAAGUUUUUACUUUUUGAUUCGGUUCUAAAAGACGGAGUCUUUGAGUUUUAAAAUCCACGUGGGCAUUAACUAUUGGUUCAUUAUACAUCACUGAAGCCUGAGAGCCUCUCUCAAUUCAGUAUUUUCUUCGCCGUCGCGUCCUCUUCUUCCGGUAGGAUUCGCUCAGAUAUGGCCACCGUCACAUCCAACGCGCCGCCUAAAUCCUUCUCCUCCACCAUCUCCAACCCCCUGAAACCCCUAACCCCCAAACUUCCAUCCCUCCGCUUCCCACCUCGCAAGAAACAUCAUCAUCAAAACCGUUUAUCCAUAAACGCCGCCGUAUCACCACUCGAAACCCAAACCUCCCCACCUUCACCGGACUACCGUUUCGAGAUCCUCUCCGAAUCCCUCCCCUUCAUCCAAAAAUUCCGCGGCAAAACCAUCGUCGUCAAAUACGGCGGCGCCGCCAUGACCUCCCCGGAGCUAAAAGCCUCCGUCGUCAGCGACCUCGUCCUCCUCUCCUGCGUCGGUCUCCGCCCCAUCCUCGUCCACGGCGGAGGUCCCGACAUCAACCGUUACCUCAAACAGCUCAACAUCCCCGCCGAGUUCCGCGACGGACUCCGCGUCACCGACGCCACCACCAUGGAGAUCGUCUCCAUGGUCCUCGUCGGAAAAGUCAACAAAAACCUCGUUUCGUUAAUCAACGCCGCCGGAGCCACCGCUGUCGGGUUAUCCGGACACGACGGUCGUCUCCUCACGGCCCGACCGGUUCCCAACUCGGCUCAGUUGGGUUUUGUCGGGGAAGUCGCGAGGGUUGAUCCUAACGUGUUGCGUCCGCUUGUGGCUUCCGGGUACAUUCCGGUGAUUGCUUCUGUUGCUGCGGAUGAGGGUGGGCAGGCUUAUAAUAUUAAUGCGGAUACGGUGGCGGGGGAGCUGGCGGCGGCGCUUGGAGCGGAGAAGCUGAUUCUGUUGACUGAUGUGGCGGGGAUAUUGGAGGAUAAGGAGGAUGUGGGGAGCUUGGUGAAGGAGAUUGAUAUCAAGGGAGUGAAGAGGAUGAUUGAAGAUGGGAGAGUUGGUGGUGGGAUGAUUCCUAAGGUGAAUUGUUGUAUUAGGUCUCUUGCUCAGGGAGUGAAAACGGCGAGUAUUAUUGAUGGGAGGAGACAACAUUCUUUGCUUCAUGAGAUUAUGUCUGAUGAAGGUGCUGGAACUAUGAUUACUGGAUGAAUAAUGUGAUGUUAUAGGUGGGUGAUCGAUCAUUGCCAAUGAUUGUGUGGUUAAUUGUCAAAUCUAUAACUCAUGAUCGUUGCUUGUGACUCUUAGAAAAACUUUUUGUUGGAAGCUCUUGUGGUUCUAUGAUUGUUCUUAGUCUUUGAAAAGUUCACAUUUGUGGAGACAAUAAGUUGUUCUGAGGAUAGUUGUUUGAGGAGUUUUUUUAUUUCUCUGUUGUUAGUUCUGUUACUGUUUCUACUUUUGUGUACCAUCUGAUUCAAUCAAAUGAACAAUGUUGGCAUAUAGGGUCAGUGAACAGUAGCGAUUGAUCUUUC
This is a messenger RNA of Eruca vesicaria subsp. sativa (arugula), 1651 nucleotides long. NCBI's taxonomy places the organism in Eukaryota, Viridiplantae, Streptophyta, Magnoliopsida, Brassicales, Brassicaceae. The record is from the annotation of a GenBank genome assembly.